GGGCCACGGGCUGCUUCCGGCUAGGCGGUGCUUGGGCGCGUGAGCUGAGCCCUCGGGUGAACGGCUGCCACGGUAUCCUCGGCUGUGUGGACACUGGGAAAGAUUGGAUCAUGGACCUGCGACAGUUUCUUAUGUGCUUGUCCCUGUGCACAGCCUUUGCCUUGAGCAAGCCUACAGAAAAGAAGGACCGUGUACAUCAUGAGCCUCAGCUGAGUGACAAAGUUCACGAUGAUGCCCAGAGUUUUGAUUAUGACCAUGAUGCCUUCUUGGGUGCUGAAGAAGCAAAGACCUUCGAUCAGCUCACACCAGAAGAGAGCAAGGAAAGGCUUGGAAUGAUUGUAGAUAAAAUAGACGUGGAUAAAGAUGGGUUUGUGACGGAGGGGGAGCUGAAAUCCUGGAUUAAGCACGCCCAGAAGAAGUACAUAUAUGACAAUGUUGAAAACCAAUGGCAGGAGUUUGAUAUGAAUCAAGACGGCUUUAUCUCCUGGGAUGAGUACAGAAACGUGACUUAUGGCACUUACCUGGAUGAUCCAGACCCUGAUGAUGGAUUUAACUACAAACAGAUGAUGGUAAGAGAUGAGAGGAGGUUUAAGAUGGCAGACAAAGAUGGAGACCUCAUUGCCACAAAGGAGGAAUUCACAGCUUUCCUGCACCCUGAAGAGUAUGACUACAUGAAAGACAUAGUAGUGCAGGAAACAAUGGAGGAUAUAGAUAAGAAUGCUGAUGGUUUCAUUGAUCUAGAAGAGUAUAUUGGUGACAUGUACAGCCAUGAUGGAAAUGCUGAUGAGCCAGAAUGGGUGAAGACAGAGCGAGAGCAGUUUGUUGAGUUUCGUGAUAAGAACCGUGAUGGGAAGAUGGACAAGGAAGAGACCAAAGACUGGAUCCUCCCUUCAGACUAUGACCAUGCAGAAGCAGAAGCCAGGCACCUUGUCUAUGAGUCAGACCAAAAUAAGGAUGGCAAGCUUACGAAGGAGGAGAUUGUCGACAAGUAUGAUUUAUUUGUGGGCAGCCAGGCCACAGAUUUUGGGGAGGCCUUAGUACGACAUGAUGAAUUCUGAGCGGCAUAAAGAGGAACCUACAUCUCUUCAAAAGUAAUUUAUUUUUACAGCUUCUGGUUUCAUAUGAAAUUGUUUGCGCUACUGAGACUGUUAUUACAAACUUUUCAGACAUGAAAAGGCGUAAUGAAAACCAUCCCAUCCCCAUUCUUCCUCCUCCUCAAGGACUGGAGGAAAAACUGCUUCUAAGGAACAAUUCUAUAAUUAGUACACUUGUGUUUGUAGAGUUACACUUUGUAUAAUGUCUAACACGGUGUACUUAUUUUUGUAUUUGUUCUCUAGUUGGGAGUAUGAUAUGAAGGAUCAAGAUCCUCAAUCCACACAUGUAGGCAAACAUUAACCUUUACUCUUUUGUCACUCCCUUAUCAUGUAAUUUUUAUAAUGCUCAUUUAACUAAUUUUUAAAGCCUGAGAUCAAUAAGAAUAUGUUCAGGAGAGAAAAAGGAAAACUAUAUGCUCCACAAUUUAUGUUUAAAGAGAUAAUCUUGCCUCUUGAAAGGUCCAGCAUUUCACAAGUAGUAGGGCCACAUACUUCAGUUGCUAUGGGUCCAGCAGCUGAUCCUGUUGUUAUCUGGGCAGGGAUAGAGCCUUGUGCUAUAAGAAAGCUUGGAUCAACUUCAUUCUUUUUUUCCCCUAUAGGACUAGCUACUUGCUAAUUUUGUAAAGCACAGCUGUGGUCGGAAGAGUUAGGGCCAAUGACUUGAAAAUCAAUCAAGUAGUGUGUUCUCUUUACAGAGCUAUUUCUAGCUCUUAAUAGAGCUGUUUCCAGCUAGAAACAGCUGGAAAACUAAGUGAAAAAUACAAAUGUGUUCAGGGCAUAGAUUUUUUUUUUUGUGAGUGUGCAUCUGUCAAAAUGCUCCAAACAUAAUUAUUUGCCUGUUGAAAUCACUAUAAGUGCUGCAUCCAUCUCCUCUUCCCUGGGAAUUAAUUAAUUAACCUUGGUUUCGCUGCAGUUGAAAAUCACUCCUUUCCAAUCAUGUCAUUGAAAGUGCCUUUAAUAAGAGAAAUGAUCAUUCAAUGAGAAUUUGUGCAGGAAACCUAAGAUAAAAUACAGUAUUUGGUCAAUUUUAUAUGAAAACAUAGAACUUUCCAAUAUAGUGGGGAUUUUUUUCCUUCCUUUUCUCUUUUGACAGUAGUUAAAUACCAGUAUUAGUUACAAGCUUGGUUGUAGUAUUCUUAUCUUGUGGGCUGGUUUCUGAGAACCACAUGCUGCUGACUUCACCAGGGAUCCUCAUACCUCAGAAUGCAAACCACUCACUACUAGGCACCUCUGUCUGCCAGAGAGUGUGAGCUCAGACACAGGGGUGAAAGGACCUAAGAAGAGAGGGCUCUUUGGUUUGAGGACCAUUGCUCACCUUUCCUGCCCUUGACCAUUACAUUUGUUCCUUCACACACCCACUCUUCCUCCAAAAGGAAACAAAAACGUUUAACCUGGAUCAACAGUUGGCCAAGCCCUAGCAAAGAGUGGGACCUUGUAGAAGGAGCUAAAGAAACUGCCCUGUUUCCAACUCCAUUUUAUCCAUAUUUUAUGUAACGAACGCUGUGUAUUCUGGUCCCUUUCUUAUCAGUGGGCCUCUUUUGAGAAUUAUAUCCCAAGUUUCUAGCCCUCAGGUUACUAAGAUAAAUAUGUAUAUAUAACCUUUAUUAUUUCCUAUAUCUCUGGAUAAUGCAUUUGGGUGGUCUGGGUGGUGAUUAUUUCUGAACCUCUGGUCUUCCACAGUCCUGUGAGGUGGGCUACUCGGUGUGGGGUAGAGCCAGUGUCACGUCACUUCACCCAGCCUUGCAUCGAGCUCUUGAGAGUGGCUGCAGUUGUCAGGUUUAACCCCAACAGAGAGUCAUUGACCUUCUCUGCCCUUGCAGAUUUCCCCUUUUUACUGUUGAAAAGACCAGAGAUAAUUAAUAAUGCCACCAACCUGGCUUAGAGAGGGCACAUCAUGAACUGUGUGGCAAGACAACCUUGCAGCUCACUAGGUGCA
Molecule: messenger RNA, 3030 nt
Organism: Fukomys damarensis (Damara mole-rat)
Lineage: Eukaryota; Metazoa; Chordata; Mammalia; Rodentia; Bathyergidae
Gene: Calu
Product: calumenin
Exons: 7
Coding region: 111-1058 (315 amino acids)
Cellular component (GO): endoplasmic reticulum
Molecular function (GO): calcium ion binding
Source: RefSeq, a predicted model, not a curated record